This is a messenger RNA of Drosophila grimshawi, 648 nucleotides long. RefSeq names its product ubiquitin-conjugating enzyme E2-18 kDa. NCBI's taxonomy places the organism in Eukaryota, Metazoa, Arthropoda, Insecta, Diptera, Drosophilidae. The coding region runs from base 32 to 574 and encodes 180 amino acids. The transcript has 2 exons. The record is from RefSeq and is a predicted model, not a curated record.
GUCUGUUAAAGGAAAAUAUACGUCUGUGAAAAUGAACAGGGAGGAACCAAUUAUGGAUGGACCCAAGCGCAUGCAGAAUGAGCUCAAGUUCAUGUUGAGCCUGGGCCUCAAGGAGCUGGAUCAGCUACAGUUGCUCGAACCGCAAAAGGACAACAUUUACAAGUGGACGGCUCUAUUGAUGCCAAAUACAUCGCCAUAUGACAUGGGCGCUUUUAAGCUGGAAAUUGACUUUGCCAAGGAUUAUCCGUUUAAGCCGCCGACUCUCCACAUCAACACGAAGAUCUAUCAUCCGAAUGUGAACGAGCGCGGACAGGUUUGUCUGCCCAUUUUGGAGGCGGAGCAUUGGAAGCCAACGACUCGCAUCGAUCACGUUCUCCAAGUGCUCGUGGCGACCAUCAAUGAUCCGCAGCCGGAGAAUCCCUAUAGUCUGGAUAUUACCAAACAGUUUGUCAGCGAUCCCGCCAAGUUCUACAAAACUGCAGCCGCCUGGGUGGAGCGGUACAGUGAACACCGUCCCACGCCGCAGGAAUUGGCGCGAAUCGCUCGCAGAAAGAAGCGUGCAGCGAUGAACUAGUAAUACAAUACAGUAAAUCGAGAACCUACACUCAGAGAAAAUAAACUACUUUAAAUUUAGAAAAUCUACCUAAG